AUGAACAAUGACCGCACCUGGAGCCUACUCCCAUGCUCCCUGGAUGUAAACCCCGUCCUUCUCCGUGGGAUCCGUGGCAUCAUCAUGCACACCACGCAACCCAAGCCUAGUAGUGGGAGCUGUGAGCGAAAGGCGGCCGGGAGACCCACCCCAUGGAUCCCUCACGUCCUCCUCUCCCGAGUCACCCCUCAGCCCCAGCCCCGCACCGUCCAGCCAGUGAGAACGCCGAUGGCCUGCUCCGUACUGUCUCCGCCCCAGCGCCCGGCGCCCAAUGCCCCUCCACAAGCAUAUCGCAUGGCGCCCAGCCAAAGCCAAAAAAGUCAGCCAACCGAGCUGCGAGCCGACAACGCACCGUCAGUGCUCGACCGGCUCACUUGGCUGAGCUUUUCGCGGGGAUACUCCGAAUUCGCUCGGCCUCUUACGGCUAUUGCGCCUAUCUUUAUCCCUCCACCGCACAUUUUAGGCGCAGCCCUCCACGCACCGUCCAAAUGUCAACAAGCCAGGCGCGCACAGGCUCCACACACUGGCGAGCUUAACGUGAUGCAUAAUCCACAGAUUGACAGCGCUGGCCCGCAGAAGCGAGCUCUACGCUACCUCAGUUGUCAGUGCUGGCGGAUCAUCGCACCCCCGUCACCGGACCUUGGCAUGGAGCGGGGCCCAAGAACGCCCAGCUUCCAAGCUCCAGGCGACGUCCUCGGUACUUGUCACAACGGCCGUGCUUUCUCAUGA
This is a messenger RNA of Trichosporon asahii var. asahii CBS 2479, 729 nucleotides long. RefSeq lists its product as uncharacterized. The transcript has 2 exons. Bases 1 to 729 code for a protein of 242 amino acids. Lineage: Eukaryota; Fungi; Basidiomycota; Tremellomycetes; Trichosporonales; Trichosporonaceae. The record is from RefSeq and is a predicted model, not a curated record.